This is a messenger RNA of Vitis riparia (riverbank grape), 1472 nucleotides long. Its product is annotated as ubiquitin carboxyl-terminal hydrolase 4-like. Gene Ontology annotation, biological process: protein deubiquitination. Gene Ontology annotation, cellular component: nucleus; cytosol. The coding region runs from base 174 to 1283 and encodes 369 amino acids. The transcript has 6 exons. The record is from RefSeq and is a predicted model, not a curated record. Gene Ontology annotation, molecular function: cysteine-type deubiquitinase activity; cysteine-type endopeptidase activity. Lineage: Eukaryota; Viridiplantae; Streptophyta; Magnoliopsida; Vitales; Vitaceae.
AAGUCAACUAGAACACAGUAUUUGUGAGAGGAGACAAUAAAGCAUACAUAUAAUCAAAAAGGUUAGCGAAACCCAGAUCCUCUCAGUUUGUAGAAGCGAAUGGAGAGAGAGUUAACCGGCCGGUUGUUCACAACUCCCGGCAUUUAGAAAAAGAGGGAGAGAGACGUACGGUGAUGGGUGCGACUGGGUCGAAACUGGAGAAGGCUCUGGGGGAGCAAUUCCCUGAAGGGGAACGCUACUUUGGUCUCGAGAACUUCGGCAACACUUGCUAUUGCAACAGCGUUUUGCAGGCUCUUUACUUCUGCGUUCCGUUUCGUGAGCAGUUGCUAGAAUAUUAUGCUAAAAACAAGAAUCUGGGGGAUCCAGAAGAGAAUCUUCUUACAUGUUUGGCUGAUCUAUUCACACAGAUAAGCUCUCAGAAAAAGAAAACAGGGGUAAUUGCUCCUAAACGCUUUGUACAAAGAGUGAGGAAACAAAAUGAGCUUUUCCGCAGCUACAUGCAUCAGGAUGCCCAUGAAUUUUUGAAUUACUUGUUAAAUGAACUUGUUGACAUAUUGGAGAAAGAGUCUCAUGUUGCAAAAACUCUACCAGAUGAGUCUUUACCUUCUGGACAAACUGCAAAUGGACCAAGGAAUGCUCCAACCAAUGGUGUUCAAAAGGAGCCUUUAGUUACUUGGGUUCACAAAAAUUUUCAGGGUUUAUUAACCAAUGAAACAAGGUGCCUAAGAUGUGAAACAGUCACAGCAAGGGAUGAAACAUUCUUAGAUUUAAGCCUUGAUAUUGAGCAGAACAGUUCAAUUACAAGCUGCCUCAAAAAUUUCAGUUCUACAGAAACUUUAAAUGCUGAGGAUAAAUUCUUUUGUGACAAGUGCUGCAGUUUGCAAGAAGCCCAGAAGAGGAUGAAGAUAAAGAAGCCACCUCACAUCCUGGUUAUUCAUCUGAAACGUUUCAAGUAUAUGGAGCAGCUUGGCCGGCACAAGAAGCUGUCAUACCGUGUUGUCUUUCCUCUGGAGCUCAAACUAGCUAACUCCAUGGAGGAUGUGGACUCCGAGUAUACCUUAUUUGCUGUUGUUGUUCAUGUGGGAAGUGGUCCCAACCAUGGGCACUACGUCAGCCUUGUGAAGAGCCACAACCACUGGUUGUUCUUUGAUGAUGAAAAUGUUGAGAUGAUUGAUGAGUCUGCAGUUCAGACUUUCUUCGGAUCCGCUCAAGAGUAUUCCAGUAAUACAGAUCAUGGAUACAUACUGUUUUAUGAGAGCCUUGCUGCUAAUGGCAAGGGCUGAAGUGAGCAUUCUUUUCUAAUGAUGUUUCUUAAUAGAAGUGGGUAUUUUCAACCUCUACUUGUUUCCUUCUUCAUAGCAUGUGGGUUUAGUGCCCAAGUCUUGAAAAGUUUCCCAUGUACAGUGGAUGGUAAAAGUGCACCAUACUUGUGUUCGUUUUUGGCAAUAAAAGGACGUUAAAUGAUGACAGAA